Messenger RNA from Filobasidium floriforme, 342 nucleotides. RefSeq names its product ESSS subunit of NADH:ubiquinone oxidoreductase-domain-containing protein. The record is from RefSeq and is a predicted model, not a curated record. The coding region runs from base 1 to 342 and encodes 113 amino acids. Lineage: Eukaryota; Fungi; Basidiomycota; Tremellomycetes; Filobasidiales; Filobasidiaceae. The transcript has 3 exons.
AUGCUCCGAUCGAUCCUGCCCACCCUCCGUCAGCCCGUCAGGCAACAACUCGCUCGUCGAACCUACGCCAGUCAACCGAGUUACCAUCAGCCCAGCGGAUACAUCUUUGGCGAAAAGCCCCCACCAGCAGGCCAAAAGCGAGUCAAGGAGGAUUGGGAGAACCUCUACUACUACGGGUUCUUUGGGGGAAUGGUCCUCGCCGGUUUCGUGCUCGUCUACAAGCCGGAUACGUCCAUCCAAGCAUGGGCUACCACCGAAGCUCAACGACGUCUAGAAGAGUCCGGAGAGUGGGAGAAGAUCAAGUACAAGCCUAGCGGGAGCGAGGGAAGCGUUGGAGUUUGA